Vanderwaltozyma polyspora DSM 70294 is the source of this 294-nucleotide messenger RNA. RefSeq lists its product as uncharacterized. The record is from RefSeq and is a predicted model, not a curated record. The annotation marks the transcript as partial. NCBI's taxonomy places the organism in Eukaryota, Fungi, Ascomycota, Saccharomycetes, Saccharomycetales, Saccharomycetaceae. The transcript has a single exon.
AUGGUUACAGAGUUGCCAAAAAAUUCAGAGGAAGUAACCAAAUUAUUACGUUCAAAAGGUAGAAAUACCGAUGAUAUUGUUAAUAUUGUCUCUAAGAUCGAUAAAUUAGAAUUUUACUUUCCUAAUAAGGAAAGUUUUAUACUUGAAUUGAUCCAAGAUAGAUGGAACGAUCAAAGGCUAAUUAAUUUUAAAAUUGAUUAUAGAAUUUGGUCAAUAUUUAAUACUAUGUGGACUAAAAUCAAUGAUGAGAGGACCAAAAAAAAAUUAUUUAAAAGUUUGAAAUUGUUCCCCAUC